GAAACCGAGGCCCGGAAGCUGCGGGUCGGUGUGAAGGAGGUGGUGCUAGCCGACCUCUGGAACCCCGUUCCGGAGCGGACUUUCGCCCCGCCCCGUUCUGUCAGGUCCUCCAGCGCGUCCUCAGUCACGCUGGGAAGCUGUCAGUCAUGGCGCUGUCCUCGAGACUGUGGCGUCUUCUCCCUCCGCUCCGCGUCUGUCAGCAGACGAGGACCUGGGGCCGCCGUGGGCGCUGUGGCGCCUGGGGAGUCCGCGCUUGCGAGGUGAUAGGAAAUACAAGACCUUUCAAGAGAGGCCUUUUAUUCUCAGCCUUGUCUUAUUUGGGUUUUGAAACCUAUCAAGUCAUUUCUCAGGCUGCUGUGGUUCAUGCCACAGCCAAAGUUGAAGAAAUACUUGAGCAAGCAGACUACCUCUAUGAAAGUGGAGAAACAGAAAAGCUUUAUCAGUUGCUUAUACAGUACAAGGAAAGUGAGGAUGGAGAGCUACUAUGGCGGCUGGCACGAGCAUCCCGUGACAUAGCACAGCUUAGUAAGACUUCAGAAGAAGAAAAGAAAGUCUUGGUGUAUGAAGCUCUAGAUUAUGCAAAAAGAGCACUAGAGAAAAAGGAGUCAAGCUCUGCUGCUCAUAAGUGGUAUGCAAUCUGCAUUAGUGAUGUUGGAGAUUAUGAAGGCAUCAAGGUUAAGAUUGCAAAUGCCUAUGUUAUCAAGGAGCAUUUUGAGAAAGCAAUUGAGCUGAACCCUAAAGAUGCUACUUCAAUUCACCUUAUGGGUAUUUGGUGCUAUACAUUUGCUGAAAUGCCUUGGUAUCAAAGAAGAAUUGCUAAAGUGCUGUUUGCAAAUCCUCCUAGUUCCACCUAUGAGGAGGCCUUAAGAUACUUUCACAAAGCAGAAGAAGUGGAUCCAAACUUCUACAGCAAAAACUUGCUGCUUUUAGGAAAGACAUACUUGAAGCUAAACAACAAAAAGCUUGCUGCGUUCUGGUUGGUAAAAGCCAAGGGUUAUCCAGCACACACAGAAGAAGAUAAACAGAUACAGACAGAAGCUGCUCAAUUGCUUACAGGCUUGUGACGAGAACUGAGAACAUUUUGGAGAAGGCAACAACAUACCUAAUACUUUGUUUUCACUGAUUUAUAAACAUUAUACAUUAAUCGUCACGGCUGUAUGGCUUUUUUUUUUCUCAGUUCUUUUAUGUGUGACCAUUUUAAAAAAUAAAUGUAAAAAGUUCUGGUUUCUUCACAAGUAAAUAAGAAACUGCCACAGUGUGCCCUAAGAGUAGCAGCAAUACAUUCCCCUGGUUCAGACAGACAUUUGGAACACCAAGAGAAAGAAAAUGGUAUGGGAUAUGUAAGUAUUGAUCACUUGAGGAAGAACCGUUUUCAAAAGGCUUUGUGAGCAGGUGGCACAUGAGGGAACGGUUCUCAAGCUGCAAUCGAAUGAAGUUGCUGACUUAGAGAAGCUAGCUGUUUAGGAUGCUGAGGGUUCCUUGCAUAAAGACCUUGAAUGAUAUGUGUCUUAGAGGCAACCUGAAUAAAGAAAAAUUCUGUGGAACACUCUUAAAAAUGUGGUAUACCUCCAUAGAUGGGUUGAAUUUGUUACUUGACAAAUUGUAAUCCUACUUAGAAUGGAGGGACACAUUUCAGGGUUAAAGGAAAUAGGCAUUUACCAGGCAGAGUACUAAACCUUGAGUCUGAUAUGCCACCACUAUAAACUUACAACAACUAGAGCUGAAUGAAUAUGGGACUGUGUAUGGGUAUUUUCCCCAAAAGUCAUGAGAAUUGUAAUGUUAAAUAAACUACAGCAGGAUGUGUA
Molecule: messenger RNA, 1805 nt
Organism: Mus caroli (Ryukyu mouse)
Lineage: Eukaryota; Metazoa; Chordata; Mammalia; Rodentia; Muridae
Gene: Rmdn1
Product: regulator of microtubule dynamics 1
Cellular component (GO): cytoplasm; spindle microtubule; mitotic spindle pole
Molecular function (GO): microtubule binding
Source: RefSeq, a predicted model, not a curated record